GGCCUCGCGAAAGGCGGAGCUUUGGGAAGAAGCCCCAGUUCCUCAGAGGGGCGGGGCGGCGGGAGCGGCGUCCGGAAGGCGGGGGCGGGGCGCGGCGGCCAUGCUGGCGGCAGGCGCAGACGCAGGCGCGGGCGGCGGGGCGGGCGCUGCGGACGACGGCGCGGACGGCCAGGACCGUCGCGGUGGCCGGGGCGGCCCCGGCUUUCCCGGCGGCGCGGGCGAGGCCGCUGCUGCCGCCGCCGGCAGGGCUCGACCCGUCUCGCGCGCACGGCACGUCCCGGAGCCGGGCGGAGACGCCGCUGCCACGACUGGACGGCGGGAGACCCGAAGACACGGAUUUGCCCUCUGCGUGCCUUUUCCAUCCUGCUUGGAGGCGGAGAUCGCCUGUGGGUCCCUGGCCCCAGAUGCCGAGCCCCACAGAAAGGCUGUCGAGAAGCAGCUCACCGUGAGCGGCAGCGUCCUGGCCGUCCGCUGGAGAGCUGAGGAUCCUCGCCUCCUGCGAAUUUCCGUCCUCAACUUCCUGGACCACCUUUCCCUGGUGAUGCGGACCAUGCGGCGCUUUGGGCCCCCCAUUUCCCGCUAAGCCUGGGCUGGGGAGAGGAGCUGAAGUCUAUCGUGUCCCUCCCUGGGGGACUGCGUCCUUCCCGGGACAGGGACUCCUGUCGUACCUGCUGCCCCUGUGUUAGGAGGGCCUAAUCCUCUGACGCUAAUGGCCCCAGGGCACUCAGGGCCCCUUUGUUUUGUUUUGUUUUGUUUUGUUUGCCGCUUUGUUCUUCAGUCACUGCAGACUCAGUCACUGCAGACAAUUAAACGGAGCUGAGCUGUGCCAUUCUGUCUGGGUUUCUUUUCCACCAUGGCACCGCCUUCAGAGGGUCUUCCCUUUGUCCUCGGGGAAGCGGAGGGGAAGUUCUGGGAUGGAGAUAGGGAGGCACGAGAGCGGACUGAAGACAGUGGAGGAAAUGGGAGAAC
Messenger RNA from Mustela erminea (ermine), 969 nucleotides. It is a transcript of the gene LAGE3, whose product is annotated as L antigen family member 3. Lineage: Eukaryota; Metazoa; Chordata; Mammalia; Carnivora; Mustelidae. The transcript is spliced from 3 exons. Gene Ontology annotation, cellular component: EKC/KEOPS complex. Bases 101 to 583 code for a protein of 160 amino acids. The record is from RefSeq and is a predicted model, not a curated record.